AAUUUGGGUUUUAGACUUUUAGGAACGAAAAUAGUCACUACACUCUAAAACCCUUAUUUGAACCUCAAUAACCACCAUUGAAAUCGCCAGAAAAAGAGGAGUGUGAGAGAGUCAGAGAACAGAGAGAAGGAGAGUUAAAAAUGUGGUAUAUGUGCGUAUUCUUCCAUAGAUUAUUAGAUUAUCGCAAGCCUGAAGUUGAAGCUCUUGCUGAGCUUUUUGGAGCUUUUGCAGAGGACAACAAUGGCGAAAUCCAAUCACUUGAGUGGAAACUACCAGAUAACUUCCACCCUGAUAACCCCUUCCAUUUCGUCAAUAUCCCUUCUGAGGAUAUUGCUCGCAACAUCGCCAAACGAAGCAUACUUGUAAAAGGAAUGUAUGAGAUAUGGGGGGAAGGAACUAGCUAUGAUCAGCUAGAGGAGGCUGUGAAUGCCUAUCCUGAUGAUAGGAAGUUGCCAUACUUGACGUCUGAAAAUACUUUCAAGAUAAAUAUUGACAGCUUUGGCAAGACCUUUUCUACCCAAGAGCAGAAAGAACUCCUCCAGAAGCUAGCUUUCAUUCCUUUUAAGGGUCGAGUGGAUCUUCGAAAUCCAGAUCAUAAUUUUUGGUUCAUAGAGAUUGAUAAAUACGAAGCUAAUAAUGGUCUGCCACCUAUUGUUGAAAAGAGAAUCUUCUUUGGGCGAGAGAUUGGUGCAGCAGACAGAAAACUCUUGCCUACAUAUCAGCUAAAAAGCAGAGUUUACAUAGGACCAACUGCAAUGGAUGCUGAAAUGGCAUUUCUAAUGGCCAAUCAAGGACUUGCUGCCCCUGGGAAGCUUGUUUAUGAUCCAUUUGUUGGCACUGGGAGUGUCCUAGUUGCUGCUGCACAUUUUGGUGCAAUGACAAUGGGUGCAGACAUAGAUAUAAGGGUGGUUCGUGAUGGACGAGGACCUGACCGUAAUGUUUGGAGUAAUUUUAAGCAGUAUGGCUUGCAAGAACCGAUAUCCCUUUUAAGGGCCGAUAAUAACCUUCCUCCAUGGCGUGCUGGACUUAAAGAGAUGUUUGAUGCAAUAAUUUGCGAUCCACCUUAUGGCGUUCGUGCUGGGGGACGUAAAUCUGGUGGUAGAAAGUUGCUCAAGGGUGUGGUGGGCCCUUACACAGUUCCUGACGACAAAAGAGCGGGCCACAUACCAUCGACUGCAGCAUAUAGCUUGGUUGAAUGUGUCCAUGAUCUGCUUGAUCUAGCUGCUAGGAUGCUUGUAAUGGGCGGAAGGCUUGUUUACUUCUAUCCUGUGCUAAGAGAGGAGGAUUCACCUGAUCCCACUUUUCCAGAACAUCCAUGUUUCAAACUGGUUGCUGUCUCUGAGCAAAUACUUAGUUUUCGUUACAGCAGGGUAUUAUUGACGAUGGUGAAGGUAGAAUCAUAUACUGAAAAAAUUGCUGACGCUGCUAAAGUUAUGCAUUUAGAUUUUAAGGCAAACCAUUUGAAGUGGUUAGAUGAAGGCAACCUUCAUUCUGCUGUCUUUGCUCCAGCUCCAACUAGCUACAAGCAGGGAGAAAAUGGGGAAUCAAAUUUCUCCAAAGAAUUGAAGCCUAAAUAUCGAGGGAAAUAUGUUUAGGGUACAUGAUUUUAGGUGUAUCUCAGAUGUUGUAGCCCACUUCUGACCCGCAUGGUUGCUCUUAAAGAUUCUAUUUUUACCUGACCUGUUCAUCAUUUUUGUUAGCUUUGGGAGUGAAUGAACUUAACUUUAGCUCAUACUUUAGUGUUAAGGGUGCUUCUAAUAGACAUGAGAUGUGUGUAUUUUGAUGCUGAACUUGCAAGUGAUAGCCACCAUUUUUGUGAAUUAUAACUUUGUAUUUCAUCUUCCUGUGUUUUCAUUGACAUUAUUUCGAUGUUCGCCUUGGGGAUAUUUGAUUGCA
Messenger RNA from Chenopodium quinoa (quinoa), 1896 nucleotides. RefSeq names its product tRNA (guanine(10)-N2)-methyltransferase homolog. The record is from RefSeq and is a predicted model, not a curated record. Gene Ontology annotation, biological process: methylation. NCBI's taxonomy places the organism in Eukaryota, Viridiplantae, Streptophyta, Magnoliopsida, Caryophyllales, Amaranthaceae. Gene Ontology annotation, molecular function: nucleic acid binding. Bases 141 to 1595 code for a protein of 484 amino acids. The transcript is spliced from 6 exons. Gene Ontology annotation, cellular component: cytoplasm.